Messenger RNA from Aphis gossypii (cotton aphid), 2151 nucleotides. Its product is annotated as queuine tRNA-ribosyltransferase accessory subunit 2-like. Gene Ontology annotation, molecular function: tRNA-guanosine(34) queuine transglycosylase activity. The record is from RefSeq and is a predicted model, not a curated record. The transcript is spliced from 9 exons. NCBI's taxonomy places the organism in Eukaryota, Metazoa, Arthropoda, Insecta, Hemiptera, Aphididae. Bases 770 to 1969 code for a protein of 399 amino acids.
UGUUUAAGUUCAUAAUGAUGAAGACUACACAUUUUUAAUUUAAGAACAUUUAAUCAUUGUAUUGAAUUUAUUUUUUUUUAAAUUAUAUUAAAUUUACUUUAGGAAUCAUUGUAUAAGAAACACCGAGUAUUGACUCUAAAUAUAGGGUACAUAUAAGAUAUACCCUAUAAAUAAUUUUUAAACCACUGACAUAUUUGUUUUGUUUUUGUGAAUGUAUUGGUAUAUCAAUGAAAUUUUUUGUCAUUAAUCAUAAUAUUUUUGAGCAGAAUAAAUGCAUUCAACAAACCUGAGUUAUUACAAUAAUAAAUAAAAAUGUUGUUCAGAGUUUUUAUUUUUUGUAAAUACAAGUUUGAAGUACACAUAAAAACAAAAAUGUUGAUACCAAAGUUAACGUAAUACGACCAUUUAUCUCAGAGUUGUGUCAAGUUAAAAACUUAAAAUGUGUAGUCUUUCAAUGUUAUUGGUAUGGAAGUUCAAUUUCUUGCCAUACAGGAGUGGGGGUAACGAAAACUACAUCUGCCCUUAUUUACAUCAUAGUCCGCGCUCCAGUAUAUUCUUAUCUAUCUCAGUGACCAUGACUGAAAAACUGAUAACGAUUAACCGGCAUGGUCAAUAUGCGAGGAAGUAUUUGAAAUUGAAAACAUGUUUAGAUUUUAUAUAAUUUAAUUUUUUUGUACAUUUCACCUUCAUUGAAAACACGAGUAUACUAUUAUAUACCACCUUCUUACUUAUUUUGUCCUCUGACGUCGUUUUCCUAUAAAUAUCAUCGAUGGAGCAAGCUUUGUUUUCAGUUGUCACGGACAGACACAAUGGCAUACCAUUGACAAACGGACCCAGACUUGGGACGUUGAAACAUUCAAACUCUCAAGUUGAUACUCCGGCGUUCAUGUUUUACACUAAAUGUGGAAGUGUCCCAUACAUAUCGAGAGAAGUAUUCGAAAAAAUUUUGCCUGAUGAUCAGGCAUUAUUUAAUUUCCCAUUGCCGACAUGUCUGAGUUUCUACCAACCAUUGAAAGAGUUUAAUCACGGUCUCAAUGCGUUUGUUGGUCUUGAGAAGUACUUGUCGUGCUGCUCAAUAACUGACUGUGCUGUGGAUAACCUUCAAGGUUACAAUAAAAAAGAUAGUGUUGCUGUUAAAACUAAAAGCGGAAAUCAGUUAAUAAACUAUGAAAAAUACAUGGAUAUCAUAGAAGUAUUCAAACCCACUAUGUACGUUACCCUAAGCAUUUCAGAUAUUAAUUUGGAUAGUUCACCUUCAGCAAUUGAAAAGUCAGUCAACAUUACAAAUAGACUUUUUAAGAGUUGCUUGGAACGGCACCAUCAAUCAGAAAUAUUAAAACAAAGUUGUGUAAUUGCUCCAAUCCAAGGUGGUUAUAAUGUACAAGAAAGAAUUAGAUCAGCAACAUUUUUAUCAGAAUAUCAAAAUGAUGUAUUAGGAUUUCUAUUUGAUGGAUUUUUUACUGAUGGAAGUAUUGUUGAAGAAAUCCCUAGUGAUCUAAUUCUACCCAUCGUCAAUAAAACAAUGGAAUGUCUUCCAUAUGAUAAAAUGAAAAUCAUAUUUGGUGCCUGGACUCCUAGUUUAAUAAUUGAUUUUAUAAACAGUGGAGUAGACAUGUUUGAUUCAUCUUUCCCAUAUAUCACAACUGAACGCAAUUCGGCUUUAAUAUUUGAUUACAGUUUAAAAUAUAAAAAUGAAAUUAUUAUUAUGGACAUUCAUCAUAAUACAGAUGAAAAAACAGACAGUUCAAAUGACUAUGAAAUAUGUUUAACAGAUACAAGUAAUUUUGAGAAGUUUGUACCAAUAAAAGAUUCAUGUACGUGUUUGACCUGUAAAAAACAUACUCGAUCUUACAUUCAUCAUCUACUGGUCUCAAAUGAACUUCUAGGAUCUAUGUUAUUAACCAUACACAAUCUACAUUACUUUAAUAAAUUUUUCAAGGACAUUCGUGAAGUAUUGAAGAAAAAAUAAAAUAAAAUUCUAAUUUAUUUUGAUAAUUAUGUUUGUGUUUAUUGUACUUAUUACAUGUCUUGACAUAAUCCAUUUUUCUCAGUUUUUUUUUAUAACUUUUCUAUAUUUUUCAAAAUUGUAAUCAGUCUUAAAGAAUUAAUCAUAAUUUAAAUUGAAUUGAAUUGGUAAAAUAAGUAUUUAUU